Molecule: messenger RNA, 2302 nt
Organism: Owenia fusiformis
Lineage: Eukaryota; Metazoa; Annelida; Polychaeta; Sabellida; Oweniidae
Source: the annotation of a GenBank genome assembly
AAGCAGUCUUCUUCUGGCGGAUGUGGAGAAAAUUAGUGCUCUUCGGUCCAAACAUUUUCCACGUAAAUUUUUAAAAGUUCAUAUUUCCUUGCUGUUGAGGUGCUUUGAAGUUUGAAGAGAUGUAUUCAUCAUCAAGUAGGCGCGAAUACAGCGCAAUAUCACUUGGUGAUGGCCAGGGACAUUAUGACAAUGGUAAAGCAAGGCGACAAUCCUGCUGGAGAAGUUGGAAAAGACUUUCUAGUCUUCAAAGGAGCAUCCUCUUAGUUGCCACAUGCUUGGGUAUUGUAGCUGUAGUCUAUUUGGGACCUAUCAUAUACCAUGAUAUCAUGGGCACAGAAAUAGAUAGAAUGACUAGAAGGAAGAUUGGUGAUGGGACUGGAGAGGGUGACUCUGUUACAAGGAAGAUUGUUGACUUUGAGGAAAUUAGAAACAAUGCGAAUAAGCCAAUAGACCAAGUGGCAGUGGAUGAUUGGAAAAAGCCUAAAAGAGGACCCCCUAAAAAUGUCAGAAACAGAACAAAGGAACAUGUUCAGCCUGACAAAAUGAUUAUCACAGGGCCCCAGAAUCCAAGACAAAGGGCAGUAGUUGAAGCAUUCAAGCAUUCUUGGAAGGGCUAUAAGGAAUAUGCAUGGGGGCGUGAUGAACUUCAGCCAAUCAGCAGAAGCUAUAGCACAUGGUUUGGUGUUGGUUUGACUUUAGUUGACUCACUAGACACAAUGUACAUCAUGGGCUUAAAAGAAGAAUUUGAAGAGGCCAGAGAAUGGGUCGCUAACUCCCUAGAUUUCAACAUUAACAAAGAUGUGAAUCUGUUUGAGAUAACAAUUAGAAUCCUGGGAGGCCUCCUCAGUGCAUACCAUCUGACCAAGGACACUGUAUUCCUAAAUAAAGCAAUUGACCUUGGGGACAGAUUGCUGCCUUGUUUUGAUAAGAGAUCAGGGGUGCCUUUCUCUGAUGUGAAUCUAAAGUCUGGCUAUGCACAUGCUCCUAAGUGGGGACCAGACAGUAGUACAUCAGAGGUGACCACCAUACAGCUGGAGUUCAAAGAUCUCAGCAGGAUCACUGGGGAUCAUAAAUAUGAGGAAGCCACUGACAGUGUUGCUCAGCAUGUCCAUGAAUUACCAAAGAAGGAUGGGCUGGUCCCAUACUUCAUCAAUGCCAAUACGGGCAGGUUCCGUCAAGGGGGUACACUUACAUUUGGGGCUCGUGCUGACAGCUAUUAUGAGUAUCUACUUAAACAGUGGCUGCAGACAGGCAAAACUAAUGACAUCUUAAAGAGUGACUACUUAGAGGCAGUGGUAGGAAUGGAAAAGCAUCUCCUGAGAGAGUCAGAGCCAAAUAAACUUACCUUUAUAGGAGAACUCAUUGGAGGCCAUUCAUUCAGUCCAAAAAUGGACCACUUAGUGUGUUACUUCGCAGGGACUUUAGCAUUAGGAGCAGUGAAUGAAUGUCCCUCAGAGCAUUUAAAUCUUGCUAGACGUCUAACAAAAACAUGUUAUGAGAUGUACGCUCAAAUGCCUACAAAGUUAAGUCCUGAGAUAGCACAUUUCAAUAUGAUUCCUGGUGUAAAGGAGGAUCUGAUUAUAAAGGGAGCAGACAGUCACAAUCUACAAAGACCAGAGACGGUUGAGUCAUUAUUUUAUAUGUACAGACUUACAGGGGAGCAGCAAUACAGAGAGUGGGGCUGGAAAAUAUUUGAAGCUUUCGAAAAACAUACCAAAGUACCAGGAGGUGGUUAUACCUCUAUACAUAAUGUUAAAGAUGCUCAAAAUCCUCGCCCUAGAGACAAAAUGGAAAGCUUUUGGCUAGGAGAAACAUUAAAAUAUUUUUAUUUGUUAUUUAGCGAUGAUGAAUCUUUAUUACCUUUAGAUAAAUAUGUGUUUAAUACUGAGGCCCAUCCUCUACCUAUUUAUACUUCAUAGCAACAGAAAAAACAGUUAAGAGUUUAAAAAGCUUGAUAUUCCAGUUAAAAGAUGACAUAGCCUAUGUAUGUGUGUUUAAAUGUUUUGCUUCAAACACACUUUUUACAUCAAGUUUACUCAUCAUUAUUCUCCCAUAACCACCAAUAAUGUAAUACUUUAUAACAGUAGCUAGUCUAGCUACAAACCCCUGUGAACCCCUCCCCCCUCUACUUGACCUCACUCCUCAAACUUGUUGGGAUGCAUAUUUGGGGGUUUAAAAGGGCUUCUAGCAAGACUAAACUGAAACCUGAAGGUAAACUUUUUGUCAUAUUAAAGUCUUUUUUAUGAAUGUUUUUUGGGAGAGCUUAGUAUACUGUAAGAAGUAGUUUUGUUUAAUAAAACAU